Molecule: messenger RNA, 3318 nt
Organism: Pseudonaja textilis
Lineage: Eukaryota; Metazoa; Chordata; Lepidosauria; Squamata; Elapidae
Source: RefSeq, a predicted model, not a curated record
AUGAUAAGCCACAUCUGCUUUGGGAUGAAAUCUCCUGAAGAAAUGAGGCAACAGGCUCACCUCCAGGUGGUUAGUAAAAAUUUAUACAGCCAAGAUAACCACUCUCCUCUUCAAUAUGGCGUAUUGGACCAUCGCAUGGGUACAAGUGAAAAGGAUCGUCCCUGCAAAACCUGUGGAAAAAAUCUGGCAGAAUGCUUGGGGCAUUAUGGCUACAUUGACCUGGAGUUACCUUGUUUUCACGUGGGAUACUUCAAAGCUGUGAUAGGCAUUCUCCAGAUGAUUUGCAAGACGUGUUGCCGUAUCUUACUAAACACCGAGGAACAGAAACAAUUUUUGGAUUAUCUGAAGAGACCUGGUUUGACCUAUCUCCAGAAAAGAGGCUUGAAGAAAAAGGUCUCCGAAAAAUGUAGGAAGAAGAACACUUGCCCCCAUUGUGGUGCUUUCAAUGGCACCGUAAAGAAGUGUGGGUUGCUAAAGAUCAUCCAUGAGAAGUAUAAGACCACCAAAAAGAUUGUGGACCCCCUGGUGUCUGAUUUCAUUCAGUCCUUCGACACUGCAAUAGAACACAACAAAGAGAUCGAGUCUUUACUGGGAAAAGCCCAGGAGAACCUGAACCCCUUAAUGGUGUUGAACAUCUUGAAGAGAAUUCCUGCAGAAGACAUCCCUCUUCUUCUGAUGAACCCAGAAUCGGGGAAGCCUUCAGACUUGAUCCUGACCCGCCUUUUGGUUCCACCACUCUGCAUUCGGCCUUCUGUGAUCAGCGACUUGAAAUCCGGCACCAACGAGGAUGAUCUAACAAUGAAGUUGACAGAAAUCAUUUUCCUUAACGAUGUGAUCAAAAAGCAUAGAAUAUCCGGAGCCAAAACUCAGAUGAUAAUGGAAGAUUGGGAUUUCCUGCAGCUACAAUGUGCCCUGUAUAUUAACAGCGAACUUUCCGGCAUUCCCCUCAACAUGGCGCCCAAGAAAUGGACCAGAGGCUUUGUGCAACGGCUCAAAGGGAAGCAAGGUCGUUUUAGGGGAAACUUGUCUGGAAAACGAGUCGAUUUCUCAGGUAGAACAGUGAUCUCUCCCGACCCGAACCUGAGAAUUGACGAAGUGGCUGUACCUGUUCACGUGGCCAAGAUUCUCACCUUUCCGGAGAAGGUAAACAAGGCCAACAUCGCCUUCAUGAGGAAACUUGUACGUAAUGGUCCAGAAGUCCAUCCCGGUGCCAACUUCAUCCAGCAGAGGCAUACACAAAUGAAACGGUUUUUGAAAUAUGGAAACCGGGAGAGGAUGGCGCAGGAGCUGAAGUAUGGAGACAUUGUAGAGAGGCACCUGAUCGAUGGAGACAUAGUCUUGUUUAACCGCCAGCCCUCUUUGCACAAGCUCAGCAUCAUGGCUCACAUCGCUAAGGUAAAGCCGCACCGGACUUUCCGGUUCAACGAAUGUGUUUGCACGCCAUACAACGCCGAUUUUGACGGCGACGAGAUGAACCUUCAUCUUCCUCAAACCGAAGAAGCCAAAGCCGAAGCACUUGUCCUGAUGGGGACCAAAGCCAACUUGGUAACCCCAAGGAAUGGAGAACCGCUGAUCGCUGCAAUUCAGGAUUUUCUGACAGGUGCUUAUCUCCUCACGCUAAAGGACACUUUCUUUGAUCGAGCGAAAGCGUGUCAGUUGAUCGCCUCUAUUCUGGUGGGCAAGGAUGAAAAAGUGAAAGUUCGCCUCCCACCUCCAGCAAUUCUUAAGCCAGUCACCCUGUGGACAGGAAAGCAGGUCUUCAGUGUCAUUCUGAAGCCUGGAGACAGUUGUCCCGUCAAGGCCAAUCUCAGAACCAAAGGCAAGCAAUACUGCGGCAAAGGAGAAGAUUUGUGCAGUAAUGACUCCUAUGUUGCAAUCCACAACAGCGAGUUGAUGUCUGGCAGCAUGGACAAAGGGACGUUGGGAUCCGGAUCGAAGAAUAAUAUAUUCUACAUUUUACUGAGAGAUUGGGGCCAAGUGGAGGCCGCUGAUGCCAUGUCAAGGUUAGCCAGACUGGCUCCUGUCUACCUCUCUAACCGUGGCUUUUCCAUUGGAAUUGGCGAUGUCACCCCUGGCCAAGGCUUGCUGAAGGCAAAAUACGAACUUCUGAAUGCCGGCUACAAGAAAUGUGACGAAUAUAUUGAAGCCUUGAAGACUGGAAAGCUACAGCAGCAACCUGGCUGCACAGCGGAGGAAACCCUAGAGGCUCUGAUUCUGAAGGAACUGUCCGUUAUCCGAGACCACGCUGGCAGUGCCUGCCUUAGAGAGCUAGACAAAAGUAACAGCCCCCUCACGAUGGCCGUUUGUGGUUCCAAAGGCAGCCCCGACAAAAAAGUUAUCUCGCAGGCUAAGAACACGCCAAUUAUCACUGCCCAUCUCGACAUAGAUGAUGAUCCUGAUUUUGCCCGUUUGGUCAAAGGAAGAAUAGAAAAAACACUUCUGGGAGAGAUAUCGGAGUACAUCGAAGAAGUCUUCCUUCCUGACGACUGUUUCAUUCUUGUCAAGCUUUCUCUGGAGCGGAUUAGGCUGCUGAGGCUGGAAGUUAAUGCGGAGACUGUGAGAUAUUCCAUUUGCGUCUCGAAGCUCAGAGUGAAGCCCGGGGAUGUGGUGGUCCACGGGGAAGCGGUAGUCUGCGUUACUCCGCGUGAGAAUAGCAAGAGCUCCAUGUAUUACGUCUUGCAGGCUCUGAAAGAGGAGCUGCCAAAAGUUGUGGUACAAGGUAUACCGGAGGUGUCUCGUGCUGUCAUUCAUAUUGACGAACAGAGCGGAAAGGAAAAGUACAAAUUAUUGGUGGAAGGUGACAACUUGAGAGCUGUCAUGGCCACCCAUGGGGUAAAAGGAACCAGAACGACAUCGAACAACACUUAUGAGGUUGAGAAAACCUUGGGCAUUGAAGCUGCACGAACCACUAUUAUCAGUGAAAUCCAAUAUACUAUGGUAAACCACGGAAUGAGCAUUGAUCGGAGGCAUGUCAUGCUGUUGUCAGACCUAAUGACCUACAAGGGUGAAGUUCUGGGAAUCACUCGAUUUGGGCUUGCAAAAAUGAAAGAGAGCGUCUUGAUGCUUGCUUCCUUCGAAAAGACGGCAGACCAUCUCUUUGACGCCGCCUACUUUGGGCAGAAGGAUUCGGUGUGCGGUGUUUCUGAAUGCAUUAUUAUGGGUAUCCCAAUGAACAUCGGAACGGGACUGUUCAAACUGUUGCACAAAGCUAAUAAGGAAGCUGUUCCUCCAAGGCGGCCUUUAAUUUUUGAUAACCAUGAUUUCCACAUCUCCCUUCCAUCGUAGCAGCAGCUAUGGAUGGUGUGUGUGUGUGUGUGU